Molecule: messenger RNA, 1762 nt
Organism: Drosophila busckii
Lineage: Eukaryota; Metazoa; Arthropoda; Insecta; Diptera; Drosophilidae
Product: homeobox protein abdominal-B
Exons: 1
Coding region: 1-474 (157 amino acids)
Source: RefSeq, a predicted model, not a curated record
AUGCAUCAGCAUCAGCAUCAUCCUCAUCAACAACAACAACAACAACAACAACAACAGCUACUCUAUCUACAAGCACAUCAACAACAACAACAAUCGCUGGCGCUUGCUUUCAGCACUGCCGCAGCCACCAGCAGCGUCGACACGCCCACCGCUUCAUACUACGCCUCCGGCAUGCCCCUACCACAGCCACACACCGAUGCACGCGCCUAUGCCAUGGCCUCCGUCGCUUUGGCGCUCGAGCAGCAGCAGCAGCAGCAGCAGCAGCAGCAGCAACACUCGAGUCGCGAUGCCACCGACGAGGAGGUGGAGCUCUAUGCCAGCUUCGAUUCAGCUCCAAGCACCAGUCGCGUCGCCGCCCAAAUGCAGGCAGCCAAGGAGGCGCGACGCAAGCGCUGGCAGGGCGAUGGCGCCAGCGGCAGCAGCGACGGUGGCUGCGCCAGUGGCAGCAGCGGCAGCGGUCGACGUUACAAAUAAACAACAACAACAACCACCAAUUGGCCAAACAGUCUGCAGUCGCUCAAUUGAGUGAGUAGUGCGCAAGUUUCAAGAUUCGGUUUAUCGAAUUUCGUCUGUUUUGAAUUUGUACAAAAUGUUUCAAUUUUUAAUGCUCAGUUAGUAUCAAUUUUUGUUGCCAACUCGCAGCCAAUUUCGGGCCUGUUACUCCAACUGUAAGUCCCUUGUAAAUAGAGUAUGUGUAAAAUAUUUUUAGUUUUCUCGAAACUUGUGUAAAAUAUUUCCAAGCAACUCCAAUUCGAACUCGAAACUUUUGUAAAAUAUUUCCAAGCAGGCGUUCGUCUAUAUAAAAUAGAACUAUUAUGCAAAUAACUAUAAAUAUAUAUAACUAUGCCUACUGGUUCUAUACGUAUGUAUGUAUGUGUGUACCCCCCUUCAAAAUUCAAAACACUAACAAACUGAACAACCAACUUACCAAAACGAACAGCAACAGUGCGACUCAAAAUAUUGAAAACAAACGCAUCCAAAUCGAAGCUACAACAUUGUUGACUUUUACAUUCACCCUGCUAGACGAAAAAACAAUUGUCCUUGUCUCCAACUAUAUAAACACAAUAUACAAAGCAUAUAUAUGUACAUAUAUAUAUAUAAAGUUUAAGUGUAUUAUAAGCAAACACACGCACACACUGAACAAAAUUGAGCAAACGCUUACUGAAGUAAAAUCAAAGACUUGACACUGAAACUUUUUUUUUGGCAAAGCAACACAACACAUACAAAUAUACAAUAUUGUAUAUAUAAACAGUAAGAAGUAAAUAACUUAACUAAAUUUAUAUAUAAUACGCAUAUAGUUACAUAUAUUUCCAUAUAUAUGUGUAAGUUGUAAUUCAUCAAAAGCUACACUCUGUGCUGUGCAUACCUAAAUAGGUGUAUAUGUGUGUGUGCUUAUAUAUGUACAUAUAUAUACUAUAUAGUUAUGCAAAAACUAUAAUAAGCCGCAUACCUAACCAGUAACCAAACUAAUACUCAUCAGCUAUUAACUUUCAACCCACUUAAACUUAUGCAUAUAAAUUAAUCGCAAUGCCCCAUAGUAACGUCCAUCAACAUACAUAUAUACAAACUAUAUAUCGUACUACAGUCACACAUUUCAAUACACUGCCGCACAAAGAAGUUCGAACACAAAUCGCAUUUAUUAUGAUUUUCUUUAGUUUCCAUUUUCCUUGUAGUAGAUCAAAACAUAACAAGUUGACAAUUAAAAAAUCCAGCAUUGCAAAAAUUCAGUGCGCAAAAAAAAAUUAAAAUAUAAAAACCAAAA